Messenger RNA from Alosa sapidissima (American shad), 2112 nucleotides. It is a transcript of the gene slc35f3a, whose product is annotated as solute carrier family 35 member F3a. The transcript has 8 exons. Lineage: Eukaryota; Metazoa; Chordata; Actinopteri; Clupeiformes; Clupeidae. The record is from RefSeq and is a predicted model, not a curated record. Bases 69 to 1550 code for a protein of 493 amino acids.
AGCUGGCUCUGGACAGCGCUGCUGCCACACUGCAAGGACGGGAGCCCUACACAUGAUGCACCGGCGCAAUGCAGCGAGCCGAGCAGACAGCAGAGGCCCCCUGCUCUCCGCACAGCAACCGCACCAAGAGAGGUAUGAGAACUGCUCCAGACUUGAGCCCAAGGCGCCUGUCUGAUAUUAGCCCACAACUACAGCAGCUGAAGGCCCUCGUUGUUGUCGUCGAUGACGAUACUAAAGAAGAGUUGAAGUCGUCCCGCUCCGUGGAGACAAUCAACAAUACGUCAAUCGAAGAGCGAAUACUUAGAAUUGCUGGCUACUAUGGCUGCAGUGGUGAGGAAGCUUCCAACGACAAAGCCCCUCUGUCCAAGCCUGAUGAGUUUUCCAUGACAAGCAGUGGGUCCCAGGCCGACGUGUCCAAGGCAAGCAGGAGCAGGAAGCUGCGUUGCUAUACGCAAAUCGUCAUGGUGCACCUGCAACAGGCUCUGUGGGGCGUUGCCGUGACAAUGUGCGUGUGCUGGUCAUGGUGCGGCUCCACCCAACUUGCCAAGGUGACCCUCAGGCGUUUGAAUGCCCCCCUGACCAUCACCUGGUUCUCCACCUCCUGGAACUGCCUCCUCUUCCCCCUGUACUACCUUGGCUACUUGUGCUGCAGUGCGGAGAGGCAGAGUCCUCGACAGAGGUUCAGGGAGUGCUGUCGUUUCCUUGGUGAUGAGGGGCUGACCAAGCGAGUUCUGGUGGGUCGUGUGGUUCCGUUUGGGCUGUUGUGGACUCUCACCUGCUACCUGUACCUGCAAGGACUGCGGAUGAUUCCACCCACUGACGCCUCUGCCCUCUUUUGCUGCUCCAGAGCCUUUGUUUUCCUGCUGUCCUGGGUCGUGUUGCAACAGCGCUUUAUGGGUGUUCGGAUUGUUGCCGCCAUUUUAUCCAUUGCUGGCAUAGUGAUGAUGACAUAUGCAGAUGGUUUCCAUAGCUACUCUGUGUUUGGCAUCUCACUGGUAGUAGCCUCUGCCUCCAUGGCUGCAUUGUACAAGGUUCUGUUUAGACUCUUCCUGGGCAGUGCUAAGCUGGGAGAAGCGGCUCUGUACCUGAGUGUCCUGGGUGGGGCCAACCUGGUGUUUGUUGGUGUGGUCCCCCUCCUCCUGCUGCUGACUGGUGCGGAGGAACUAGGCUCUCUGGGGGACGUGCCCUGGGCCUGUCUCUGUGGGGCUGCCGCUCUGCUACUAGUCUUCAACUUCCUGAUGAACUUUGGCGUGUUGAUAACACUUCCAACUCUGAUCUCUCUGGGGGUUGUGCUCAGUGUACCAGUAAAUGCUGUUAUAGAUCGCUGUGCAAGUGAGGUGCAGUUCAACAGCGUGCGUGUGAUCGCCCUCAGCGUUAUUGGCGUGGGCUUCCUACUGCUGCUGCUGCCUGAGGACUGGGACCAGAGUCUGCUGCAGCUCUGCUCCGCACUGCACCACUACCAGCAGCCCCCAGGGGGCGCCACAGACACAUGCACAGAGACUACACAUGUGCUGAAGAGCUGUCCCUCCAAACCGGCAUCUGGACACUGACUGAACUCUCACCGAGACUAGCCGUUUGUUAAAGCCAUAUAGGGCCAUGCCUGACAAACAUGAAGAAGGGGAUUUCUCACAACACGGGAGUAAGAUGGGACAGAUUACUGGACAAAACAGCUGCUGGACUGCCAUAAUAAGGUUAGCAAGAGAAACACUGUAGGGAGGCAGAAAUGUUAGCUCACUGCAGGGUGGUAGGACUGCCAUGUAAAUAGCUUCAAGUUUGCCUUUUAUCCACUGAAGCUGAGUGGGCAAUGGGUGUGACCUUGGACUAUUCCUGCUGACUGUUUGUUUGAAUGCUUAUGUUUGUUACAUCUGUUGGUAUGAUAACAUGUUUAUAAUCUCAUACAUAUAACCACAAUGAAUUUGAAAAUGUUUAAAGCUUGGCUGCAUUUGUUUGUGCUGGCAACCAGUGUACAAACAUUUUUAAUGGACUAUCCCUCUAAAGUACUGCCUGCAGCUUUGAAAGCACACAUAUAGUCUGUUGAAUGUCUGUGUCGUCUAUGGAGUGUCUCUCUUGACCACCUUGCUCAGAGGUUAAAUGCCUCAGAUUUAAAAGGCA